This is a messenger RNA of Durusdinium trenchii, 981 nucleotides long. The record is from the annotation of a GenBank genome assembly. Lineage: Eukaryota; Dinophyceae; Suessiales; Symbiodiniaceae.
AUGAGUGAGAGUGAGCAGGACCCUUACAUGGCAAGGGCUGCAGAGGAGCAAGCUCUCAGAGAAAGUGCAGCCUUGGAACCAUUUUCCGCAAAAGAGCAGGGAUCUGGCAGGCCUGCAUCGUCUGAAGUGGAUGGAACUGCGGCAGACCUUCUUUGCAGAAACGCAAAGAAGACCAUUUCCAAAAAGCGAGUGAUAGCUACAUACGGUCGCUACAAAGAUUGCAGUGAAUGGCAAGAACAUGACGGAGGACUUUCGUCAGCAGAUGGCGCGCUUCGAUUGGACCUCAUUGACUUGGUUUCCACAGAUGACAAGAUUCAUCUAGCGUGGGCGUGGACUGAGUUUGCUCGGUCCUUGCCAGAUCUUCCCCAGGAGUGGAAGGACACCAGUGCGAAUGAGGAUCGUAUGCAUCAUUCAGUGUGCCAUGUGGAGCGUGGGAUUUGCAAAUUGAAUCCAUUUGCAGGUUCAGCAACGAAAUUGGUCCACAGCUUCGCAGACUUAGUCUCUGAUGGUGAUGAGAGUCAAGUUGAGGAAAUGGUUUUGGACCCAAAAUCAAAAGAAGAAGAGCGUCAGCAGCAGCUGGUGAUGAGAAGCCAUCAGAAGCUCAUGGAGCUACGGCAUGGUCUGUUUUGCCCACGGGGUGAACCACCCGCUUCAGAAGCAGAGGCGGCAGCGCCACCUUCCAGACCGCCAAAUCCUUCAAGUGGCUCACGUGGACCAACAUUUUGCAAUUCGGAGUUGGGCCUUGUGGAUGCUGGGGUCCAAGUGUCAGGGAAAUUGGCACAAUGUCGACAUUGCAACAGCAAAAUUCCGAAGGGCAGCACACGCUUCGCCUACUCGUGGAAACGCCAGAAGUUUGCAUCAUGGCUCCAUGUAAGUUGCACUGUGCCCCACCUGCAACAGGAGAAAGCCAGCAUCCCACAAGCCUUGGCAUUCCUUGCUAGAAUGAAGGAGAAAGAAGACCUGUUGCCACAAGUAACGGAG